CGGAUUGGCUGUUAAAAUAGACUUCCUGAAGGCUCACGUGAUUCUUAUUUGUAACGUCGUACUAAAGUUAUGUCUAGGUACCCGAUAGUUGUGCAGGGGGAAGCCUCUGAAACAGAUUCGGAUGAUGAAGUGUACAUCACAUCUCUGCCUCCACCUCAACUUGCCACAGCGGGAGCCAAGGUUCCAGGGGAGGCAUCAGAAACAGACAGCGAGGGCGAGCAGGAGCAGCCACCUGAGGGCGCUGCAGUGAGUCAUGAGAGUGCUCAGAUCUUCAAGAGAGACCUGCCUCCUCUAAUUGUAGUCAGAGACCACCCUGAUAUACAGUCAGUGGUGGAAGACAGACCCAGCCCCACACACCAACGACAUGGUGACACACUGCUGCAACAGAAGCUGCAGGAGUCUAACCUCCAUUUGUACAAUGAUGUGGGUCAAGCCCUUCGUCAUGUUUAUGGAAAUGCCAGUAGGGAGAUUCGCACUGCAACUACCCAGCUAAAUGCAUCUCAGAGUGCCAUCAUCAACGCGUCCCACAGUAUCCGCCUGAUUCUGGACGACCUCAAGGCUGUAUCAGAGAAAAUCGACAUCAUCACCAGCUGCCAAAUCCUGCCCGACCUCAACGUGAGGCAAACAGAAUGUGCAAGGUCUCCGAUAUCCUGAUCCAGUUAAAAUAUGACUAUAUUAUAACAAUCAUAUUAGGUACAUAUAGUAGGUACAUUUUUUUAUUAUGUAAGAUUUUAAAAAGUAAAUACAUAAAAAUAAUACAUUACUACCCAGGAUCACAUUUGAAAAAAAGUUGAUAUAUCUAUGAGUAUAAUUAGUUAGGAAUAACAAUAUUGGGAAUUAUAACUGUGUCCAUGACACGCGUUGAUUUAUGAUAAUAAAUUAUUUGAUACCUAAAUAUACUAAAAGGCAAAUUAAUAUUUCCUCCUUUAAAAAGAAUAUAUUAUUUGAAGUUGUCUGUUAGCCAUUUAUUAAAAUUCCAAGAGCCUCAUGUCAUCUUAUCAUCACAACAUACACUACAAAAAUUUAAAAAUGUUUGACACAUUAAUCUUCUUAGUCAUAUUUUCAAUAACAUAUGGAGCCUGUAAUUUCAGUUAAUAUUUAAACAUGAUCCAAAAGAGUACUGUAGAUUUCUUACUGAAUGCCAAGCAAGUAGUCUAUUCUUUUUAAAAAUAUUAAACAUUUACAAACAGUAAACCUUAAACUGACAUUUGAAGCACUGGGCUAGAUUACAAGAGACAGAUUUUUGCAUACAGCUGGUCAUAAUCUAGCGUAAGUGCACAUUGUCAGUCUGGUGUGUAGAGAUAGAUGAACACCACCACCAGCAGGUUCAGAACUGUGGCUAUGAUGCCCACCAGGCCAAACAUGUGGUCAGUGUCCACCCCGCAGCAGACAGAUGGACCAUCCUCCUGGGGAAAUAACACAUGCAUAUAGUGUAUGUGUUGUUAUUAUUAUAUUGUUUAGUGUAGGACAUAUCAAUGCAUUCACAGUAUAAACAUAUAUUUCUUUAAACAGAUUUACACUUUUAUUAUUAAUAUGUAUUUAUUUAUAAACAUAUUUAUUGCUGGGCAUUUAUCAAAUAUUAUAAAUGUUAUAAAAUUGCAUAUUAUAAUAAUACAAUAUAGUUAUGCAUUAAUCAUUGCCUUGUCUAAUAAAGUAUGUUAUACCAGCCUCUGCCACUAGAUGGAGACUAGCUUGUACCUUUUGAUCAUCCCAUCCUCCAAAACGGGCUUUACUUUAUGUGGCUUGAAUUUUACGUAUGUUAAAGUAAUUAUAGACACACCAACUCAAAACACGUACCAUAAAAAAUAUAGUAAACAGUUCCUUACCUCGUUGUUGCUAGUUUCUUUUUUAUUUCUUCUAUCCAAGUCCAUAUUUGGUGAAGUUAAACAUUUGCACAAAACAAAAAUGUUUAAGGACAAAUAGUGUUAUUUUGAAUUAUUUGUUAUUUUCUCUGAAUUGUAUGGUCAAAAAUUAGGCAUUAGUAAUAAAACGUCUCCAUUGCUACAAA
Boleophthalmus pectinirostris (great blue-spotted mudskipper) is the source of this 2008-nucleotide messenger RNA. It is a transcript of the gene bloc1s3, whose product is annotated as biogenesis of lysosomal organelles complex-1, subunit 3. NCBI's taxonomy places the organism in Eukaryota, Metazoa, Chordata, Actinopteri, Gobiiformes, Gobiidae. The transcript is spliced from 5 exons. The record is from RefSeq and is a predicted model, not a curated record. Gene Ontology annotation, cellular component: BLOC-1 complex. Bases 70 to 654 code for a protein of 194 amino acids.